CAGCGAGUCUCCAAUCUAAACGUGAAAAUGAAAUUUUUAGUGCUUUUUUUAAUUUUAUCGACUUCAACUCUCGGUAAAACAAUCACCGAUCAAUAUUUUCCAUUUUAUGAAAAAUCAUUACCAAAAACUGAAAACUGUGGCUAUACAAAAGACCUUUUUGACAAUGGAGUUUAUUUGAAGACGGCAUGCUUUGUGCAUCAAAGCCUUAAUCAUGAUUCAGCUAAAUACAAAUGUGCAGAAUACAAUAUGAACUUAUUUGUAAUGAAUAAUGAAGUUGUGGCUUCACACUUACAAGAUGCAACUCAAGAUAGGUACCCAGGAAUCAAUGGAAAACUAUGGAUCAAUGGCAAGCGCCAGACAGCUUCUAAAAGAUGGCAAGUUUACAAUAUCGAUGGAACUGUUCGAGGCUCACUAAAUUCCAACAUCAAGUUCUACAGCAACCAUGAACUUGGAAAUUGUCUGAGACUUUCUCCAAAAUAUACUGGAAUUUUUGAUACACUUCCUGGAAAUUGUGCUGACACCGCUUAUUUUGCCUGUGAACAUUUCCAAAGGACACAAGAUCCACCUGCUCUCAAUACGAGUCCAUGCUUGUAUGUUCGAGAUCUUUACAGUCACUCGAGCUAUCUUAAAUCAAUGUGUGUUGUCAAUCAGGAUAUUUUUUACGAUCAAGCAAGACGUAAGUGUGCUGAAUAUGGAAUGAACUUGUUCAUAUUUGACACUGCCGAAGUUGAUGAAGCAUUCUUUGAAGCAAUUGAUGAAAUUAUACAAGCAUAUCCAACUGGAUGGUUCUUUGUCAAUGGAGUAAGAGAUCCAAAAACAAAUGAAUGGAAUGUUUAUUACUCAAAUCGAGUUCUUAAAGGCAAGCUUUAUGAAAAUUUUGAAUUUGUUCAAGUCAACAAUACUUUUGGCAUAUCAAGUGGAAAUUAUCUUCGAAUUUCUGCUGAGAGAGGUCCAUAUCAAGGUUUUGGUGUUGGUGUGACAGCUAAAAGUUGGCCGAUUUGUGAAUUUAUCAAGAAUUAUUAAAAACUAAAUUAACAAUAAAGAUGUCAGAUAAGGAAUCGGUUCGGGGAAGUUUUAAAUCCUAGUUAUUGGGCAGUAACAGGCUUUUAUUUUCAAAACCAGGAAUACACCUCAAAGCAAGCCCUUGUUUGCUUUUAAUCAUUUAAUAAGCUAGUCUCUUGCAGUAUUCAAUUGUUGAAUUCACAAAAAUAAAAUUAUUUGUAAUCGAAUUCGUGUCAUUUUUGACUGCAAUAAAAAAUAAUGAUUAUUCUUUCUUGGAUACACCCUUAAUAUCUGCUCCAGGGGCGUAGCCAGG
This is a messenger RNA of Chironomus riparius, 1315 nucleotides long. NCBI's taxonomy places the organism in Eukaryota, Metazoa, Arthropoda, Insecta, Diptera, Chironomidae. The record is from the annotation of a GenBank genome assembly.